AUGAGCAAAAAGUUCCUGCAACUCAAUGUCGACAAGAUGGAAGUCAUACUCAUCCUGCGGCGCGCACGCCGGGUGGGGGCGGGGGGAGACUCCAGCUCCCGGCAUGCUGUGCUGCUGGCCGGAAGUGUGCGGUUGCCACAGAGACGGAGCAAUGGCGGCGGCGGUGUUUUGAAGGCCGCGGCGAUGGACCAGGAGGCGCUGGAGGAGCUUCAUUCCUGGCUGGACUCCAUCCCGCUGGCCAGAGCCAAGCGGAGCCUCACCAGGGACUUCAGCGACGGAGUUCUAUUGGCUAAAGUGGUGAAGACUUAUUUUCCUCAACUGGUUGAAAUGAAUGACUAUGUUCCAGCUAGCUCAACACAGCAGAAACUUAGCAAUUGGGGCCAACUGAACAGGAAGGUCUUCCACAGACUCAACUUUUACGUCCCGAAUGAUGUGAUCACUAAAAUUGCCCAGUGCUGCCCUGGGGUCGUGGAGCUUGUGUUGAGUACGUUGAAGCAGAAAAUCCAGGAGAAACUGAAGCAGAAAGGAAGCAAGAGGAAUUCUUCAUCGCAGGACUUAGAAUAUUACAGCACAACGAUGGAGCAAACUUUGGGUUAUUCUUCUGUGUCACCAAGGCCAAAGACUUACUCCACUGGGGAUGGACAGCAAGUUCAACAUGGAGCCAAGCUUUCAAAUCCAAUGAACCCUUGGCCUGCAAAUUGCCCGCCAAGCCAGCAGCUGUCCCCUGAAGUGCAAAUCUUACUAGCAGAGAAACAGCAGGAGCUGCUGGCAUCGCAAGAGACCAUUCAGAUACUGCAGGUCAAAGUACGCCGUCUCGAGCACCUGCUGUACCUGAAAGAUGUGAGGAUCAAUGACCUGACACGACGCAUGCAACAGCGCGAGCAGAGAUAGAGGGGGAGGGGAGCGCUCAGAGCAUUGGGUUGGCUCCUGAUGUCUGCUGUCACGCCUUUCCCCGAAAAUGUUUCAAAAACAUAUGGAAACGGCAGUGUGCAUUAACUAAUGACUUGGCCAAAAAAGGAACAGCCUGCAGGCUCUGCCAGGGCGGCCUGACACCGAGAAACAGGUUUAACCUGAAGGCAUUGACAUGGAAUCCCUGUGGGUGAGAGACAACUAAGUUGUUGGAACAAACAUGCCACAGCAUUAAUAGUCGUAAUAUGAAAAGUAAUCCAAUGCCUAGUGAUCCGAAUGCAAAACAGCAGAUCAAACCAUCCUUUCCUUCACAAGAGAAUUUUUGGUGAAGAUGGUUAUUUGGCCAUUCGAUUACAUCCUUGCCAAAUACCUACCCAACCGUCUCGCCGAUAUGAAUUCAGCCAGCUUCCCAGCCUCUGCCGCCUUUUCCCAGUGCAGUGACCUCUUCUGGCAGUUGGUCAUCCACCUGUGUGAAUGUGAGGAGAUACUUCCUGGUGUCUGUCCACAGUUUGCUCUUCCAAAACCAUGAGCUGACCGUGGUGAGUCUUCCCGUCUGCUACUUUUGACCGAGCGAGGUUAGAAUUGGGAGGCGGGGUGGGGAGGUAAUGGGGCAAAGAGAGAGCUGACACUGGUGAUGUCUGACAAGCUGGUGUGCACUAGCCCACCAAGAUCAUAGAAACUGAGCCUUUCAGCCUUUGUUUCUGUGCUACUCUCAUGCUCUUUUAUAGAUAUGUAUAUACAGUAUAUGUAUGUGUAUAUAUAUAUAUGCACGCACACACUCACAAAUGUCAGGUGAUAUCAAAGGGCAGGAAUCCGACUAAAGGAGUUUCACCUUCACGAUCAAUCGGCAGUUGGUUUCAACACCUUACAACAACAAUAAUUUUAUAGCAUUUAUAUAGCUUCCUUCACACAGGGUAGUUUCUCAGAGUGCUUGGACAACAAGGUUUUGCUAUCUUUUUUCCUUCUCCUCCACUCCCACCCACC
This is a messenger RNA of Callorhinchus milii (elephant shark), 1893 nucleotides long. RefSeq names its product sperm flagellar protein 1. The transcript is spliced from 8 exons. The coding region runs from base 1 to 891 and encodes 296 amino acids. Gene Ontology annotation, biological process: regulation of cytoskeleton organization. Gene Ontology annotation, molecular function: microtubule binding. Gene Ontology annotation, cellular component: axoneme. Lineage: Eukaryota; Metazoa; Chordata; Chondrichthyes; Chimaeriformes; Callorhinchidae. The record is from RefSeq and is a predicted model, not a curated record.